GGCAUGUCGACAUCUAGAACGUAACAUUUUAUAGCAACCCCUUUAAUUGUAUAUAAAUAACUUUAAAGUUGCUUUUUAUUGUGACAUUGUUGGCUGAGUCUGGACACGAGUUGAGAAUUAUAUUACUCAAACUAUGGCAUUGGAUUUGGAAAAAAUGAAGAAAAUUAGAGAGAGUUUAAAACCUGUUCCCUUACCGGAGCAUGAUGGAGUUUGUUAUCCAUCUUUUCUUCCAUUCAGAGAGAAAGGAGCCGAACAAGCUUUGAAAGAUAUCACUAAUUUCCAGUCAAGAGAUACAGAUAUUAUGAUAUGCACGUACGCAAAGUCAGGAACACAUUGGAUAAACGAAAUCACCAGUAUGUUAAUCCGAAAAACAGCAGAACUCGAUAAUAUAAACAAAGCUACGACGAUGCUGGAAACCAUUUCCGACUUUUCUGUCACGGAUGACCUUCCAUCGCCUAGACUACUCAACACUCAUUGUCAGUUCCGGUAUCUUCCAAAGGGACACAUCGAACAUAGGGGCAAGAUAAUACACAUGAUUAGAAACCCGAAAGACACAUGCGCAUCGUAUUAUCACCAUUCGAGGAAAGACAAUAUAUUUCUUAGCUUCUUUGGAACUUGGAAUGAGUUUUUCGACUUGUGGAUGUCGGCAAAAUGUGCAUAUGGAUCAUGGUACACUUAUGAAAAGGGUAUUGAACAAGCAGAGAAAGACUAUCCUGGCAUGAUAUUCACUUGCUCUUAUGAGGAAAUGAAAAAGGACCCCAAAACAGAGAUUAGGAAGCUAGCCGACUUCCUAGAAGUACAAUGCACAGAUAAACUUAUAGAAGACAUUGCAAAAGCAACAUCAUUUGAGAACAUGAAAGAAAAUAAGAUUGAUUUUUCAAAAGCUGGGGACGGAAUAACAUUCAUAUAUAGAAAAGGAAUAGUAGGAGACUGGAAAAACCACUUCACAGUAGCACAAAAUGAACAACUUGAUGCCCAAUAUGUUGAAGAGUUUCAAGACUGUUCAUACAAAUCUAUGUUUGAUUUAGAAUUAUGUACAAUAAAGUAA
This is a messenger RNA of Mytilus trossulus (common blue mussel), 1048 nucleotides long. RefSeq names its product sulfotransferase 1B1-like. The coding region runs from base 134 to 1048 and encodes 304 amino acids. Gene Ontology annotation, cellular component: cytoplasm. Gene Ontology annotation, molecular function: sulfotransferase activity. NCBI's taxonomy places the organism in Eukaryota, Metazoa, Mollusca, Bivalvia, Mytilida, Mytilidae. The record is from RefSeq and is a predicted model, not a curated record. The transcript has 6 exons. Gene Ontology annotation, biological process: sulfation.